Messenger RNA from Letharia columbiana, 771 nucleotides. RefSeq lists its product as uncharacterized. NCBI's taxonomy places the organism in Eukaryota, Fungi, Ascomycota, Lecanoromycetes, Lecanorales, Parmeliaceae. Bases 1 to 771 code for a protein of 256 amino acids. Gene Ontology annotation, cellular component: cytosol; ribosome. The transcript has 5 exons. Gene Ontology annotation, biological process: translation. The record is from RefSeq and is a predicted model, not a curated record. Gene Ontology annotation, molecular function: structural constituent of ribosome.
AUGGCUGUCGGAAAAAACAAGCGUCUUUCAAAAGGCAAGAAAGGGCUCAAGAAGAGAACACAAGAUCCCUUCACUCGCAAAGAUUGGUAUUCGGUGAAGGCACCAUCGACCUUCCAAGUUCGCGAUGUUGGGAAAACACUUGUCAACAGGACUACUGGUCUCAAGAAUGCGAAUGACGCUCUGAAGGGAAGAAUAUUUGAAGUCUCUCUGGCCGAUCUGCAGAAAGACGAGGACCAUGCGUUCCGAAAGGUCAAGCUCAGGGUCGACGAGGUGCAGGGCAAGAAUUGCUUGACCAAUUUUCAUGGACUUGACUUCACAUCUGACAAAUUACGCUCACUGGUUCGCAAGUGGCAAUCCCUCAUCGAAGCCAAUGUCGUUGUCAAGUCUACAGAUGAUUACCUUCUUCGCCUUUUUGCUAUUGCAUUUACCAAGAGACGACCCAACCAGAUCAAGAAAACUACGUACGCUCGGUCAUCUCAAAUCCGUGCCAUUCGCAAGAAGAUGGUCGAGAUCAUCCAACGCGAAGCAUCUAGCUGCACGCUUUCCCAGCUAACAACCAAGUUGAUUCCUGAGGUGAUUGGCCGUGAGAUCGAAAAAGCCACGCAAGGCAUCUAUCCGUUACAAAAUGUUCACAUUCGAAAAGUCAAGUUGUUGAAGGCACCGAAGUUCGAUCUAGGCGCUCUUCUCAAUCUCCAUGGUGAAUCAACAACGGAUGAGCAAGGGCAGAAGGUUGAGCGUGAAUUCAAGGAGACGGUGCUGGAUGAAGUUUGA